AUGGAUGCAUCUACUCCAUGGAUGAACUGCGCUCAUUGGCUGGAGAAUCAGUUUAAAUACGACCCCUUGGUCCUGGGACCCUUGGAGCGCUACUCGAUGGGACGGUUUACAUGUCUUAGUUUGUGGCAGGGCGCGAAGAAAGAUAUGAAAUCGGAUCGUGGACCUUGUGAUUACCCUCCUCUGUAUGAAGCGCAGCUACUAUUGCGAGCACCCCGCAAGUGGGCUGUCUACAAGCAGAAGACGUCAACAGAUUCUAUUAUAUGCAAACCCCUCAUAACUUUCUGUCAAGAGGCAUGGAAUAACCCCGUUCUCUACCUCCUCCGUCAGUCUCUUAUGUUGAUUGUCGCCUCAUGGGACAAACUCUCCGAAGUACCUUGCCUGAUCGAAUUCAGCAGCAAGGGAAAAAAAGCUCACGAGAAGGCAAUCGAGAGUACAGAAAUCGUCUGGAACGUGCUCGCAUCGUUCCGGUGGGGAGCCUUGCUGCCUAUUGAUGGCAUGAUUGGCCCGGAGGACUAUGAUCAAGCGAUUGGGAACAGUCACUUCUUGAAGAAUGUAUUUGUGUCGCUGGCUAGGGACAAGGAAGAAAAGGAGUUUUUCGAAAGAUCUGGCCGUCCCAAGAGUCUAGGGUUUGGCCGUUUUAGGAUUAGCCGUUUGAGCUUGGUGGCACAAGCUGAUAAAUAG
Molecule: messenger RNA, 681 nt
Organism: Aspergillus chevalieri
Lineage: Eukaryota; Fungi; Ascomycota; Eurotiomycetes; Eurotiales; Aspergillaceae
Exons: 2
Coding region: 1-681 (226 amino acids)
Source: RefSeq, a predicted model, not a curated record